CAAAUUCUGAAAACAAUCACGUGUUUCUCUCAUUAGUUUCCAACUUUCUUGUUUCUAUCAAAUACUUAUUACGUCUUCAAAUAUCUUGAUAUGAUUUCUGUUAAGAGUUGAAACCUGAAGGUGCCUGGUGCCCUCUCUGUCUCGUUAUAUUUUGAACCAGUUUUCAGUUUGUCUUUCCAACCUUUUUGAGGAAUUUCCCGAGCGGCCGAAUUUGUCUGCUGACGUCUGAAAUCAAUUGCUACUUUCUUCCAUUUUUCUCUGGUUGAAUGAUACUUUCUUCCAGUCGUCCAUUUUUUCCCUAAAGGUGCAGGGGAUGUGAUUGCUUUCAGAAUCGGAAACCCUAACUAACUCUGUUGGUUUCACUUUCUUUCAGCGUGUUUGAGGUGUUACAUGUCAUGCAGAACAUGAUGGAUUCCAAGUCACAAAAGGAUCCCAUGGACAUUGAUGGUGUAGUUCCACGAGGAAGUAGAGCUAGUCCAUGCGGAUUCCAUGAAAAUGGCACUCUGUAUCCUGUUUCUGCUAAUGAUUCGGGUGAAGGCCUCCCUUAUGCUCCUGAGGAUUUUCCUAAUCCUGGUGAUAAGUGGAGUUGGAAAGUAGGGAAGCGAAUUGCUAAUUCUGGCUUCUUUUUGGAUAGAUAUUUGUACCUGCCCCGCCGUAUGCGCCAGCCUGGACCUAAAAAAUGCUUCGCUAGCAGACUCUCACUAGAACAAUUUGUUCGGAAGAAAUUCCCUGAUACAGAUAUUGACCAAUUUUUUGCCUCUUUUAGUUGGAAGGUCCCUUCGAGGGCACUGAAGAAAGGUUUCAAGGAGAUGCUUACACCUCCCAUUGAGAUCACGGAAGAUGAUGGUGAACCGCGUUGCAAAUCUGGCAACAAAUUUUGCAGCAGCUUAAAUACACAAGAAGAGACUAUUCCACAAGUCAUGUCAUGUGAUAUUUGCUGCGAGGAACCGGGCUUUUGCCGGGCCUGCUGUUGUAUCCUUUGCCGUAGAGUGAUUGAAAGAGGUUUAAAUGGAUGGGGCUAUAUUACAUGUGAGGCCAAAAUCGAGGGGUUCACUUGUGGACACAGCUGCCACAUCGAAUGUGCCUUGAGAGCUUACAUGGCAGGGACAGUUGGAGGGAGCAUUGGUCUGGAUGCGGAGUAUUAUUGCCGCCGGUGUGACUCAAGGACGGAUAUGGUUCCUUUUGUUCAGAAGCUUCUAAAGAACUGUGAGUCGGCUGGUUCGGUAGAUGAUUGUAAGAAGAUGUUGCGGUUUGGUGUUUGCUUGCUCCGCGGGUCGACGAGAAAGGGUGCAUACGAGUUGUUGCGGAAGAUCGAGGUGGCCAUGUCAAAGGAAGGACCCAGAUUGUGUGUGAUUUAUGGAUUGAAAUUGAUUCUUCUUCCGACUCGUCCGUGGGCGUCGGAGGUUGGUUUGAACUCAUCGAGCGGCGCCGACGAGACUCCACAAGUGCGGUCGAGUUUACGCCUUCGACAUCUCCAAGCGAAAAGCGUAGGAAACAUGGUUUAG
Messenger RNA from Striga asiatica, 1505 nucleotides. The record is from the annotation of a GenBank genome assembly. Lineage: Eukaryota; Viridiplantae; Streptophyta; Magnoliopsida; Lamiales; Orobanchaceae.